Aspergillus wentii DTO 134E9 is the source of this 540-nucleotide messenger RNA. RefSeq lists its product as uncharacterized. The record is from RefSeq and is a predicted model, not a curated record. The coding region runs from base 1 to 540 and encodes 179 amino acids. The transcript has a single exon. Gene Ontology annotation, molecular function: protein binding. Lineage: Eukaryota; Fungi; Ascomycota; Eurotiomycetes; Eurotiales; Aspergillaceae.
AUGGCCCAAGAACACCAUAUUUUCUCCAUCACAGAAAUACUCGAAGCUAUUCUCCUGCAUACAGACAACGUUACUCUGCUAACUUCGGCCCAGCGAGUCUGCCGCCACUGGCAUCGUCUCAUCCAAGGCUCCCACGCUCUCCAGUGUGCUCUUUUCUUCAAGCCAACCAAUAAGCCAUAUUGCUUGGGCCAGAAACGCAUCCAAAACCCCCUAAUCGAAGAAAACCUAUGGCCUCAGUACUUUCGAGAAGAACUUCGUACAAGGCCAAGAGGUAUCAUCUAUAAAGAGCGUCAGUUCCCCGUGAUCGACGCAGGCAAAGAGCGUGCAUAUCUUUACGUUAAAGCCAGCUGGAAACGCAUGUUUACGCACCAGCCCCCGACAUCUCACGUUGGCAUUAUCGAGACAGCCCGGGGCUCGAAGGAGAAUCACUUUUCGCAGCUCGUGCUCAGCCCCAAAGGUGGGUUUGUCCGGCUGGAACAUCUGGACAACGCCGUGGAUUCAAGCACUCUCAUGCCAGGCGAGGAGCCCCUGGUGUUCUAG